AUGAUUUUCUGAAAGAAGGCAGGAAACAGGUAGAAGACAGGAUACAAAAGGAGCUUGCUAAGGUAAAGUCUAUGGUUCAGUACCCAGAAGGCAGAGAGCAAUAUCGCAGACUGCUGAAUGUUGUCACUGAGAUCCAAGAGAAAAAGGUUAGCGCCCCGAGUCCAAUUGAUUUUGAUGAAGACCUGAUAGAUGUUGAAGCAUUAUUAGAGUACGACACUUCAUGGCCAGUGGCCACUGCAACUUGAGACAUCUUUAAAACCGCAUGUAAUAAAGUUACUAGAGAUUUCAGAAAUGCCAGCCAAUCGCUGGUGUGAACGCAGGCAUAUCUCUCCAAAAAGCACUGGUGAGUCACUCCCCUCAAGUGCCAACCAGGAUUGUUCUACUCUGGUGUUUGUCCCUAUAAACGCUCAAAUGACACCAAAGCAGAGACACAGACCAAAUUACAUGCUGAAAUGUUCAAUAAAUAACAGUAUUACUCAUAGAUGAGAAAUACUUCUAGUAUGAGCUGUUUUGUGGAUAACGGUGGUUUAGGUGCCUCAGGUUUGAACCCGACUCUUAACUUCAAAUCAAGAUUUUGAAGUUAGUGGGUGCAACUUCGUUAAAGUCUUAUAAAUUGUUUUUCCUGUACCUGUAAUUGUAAGUGAUGAAAUGUGAAAACUAUUUUCUUCUUCUCUCAUCCCUGUCUCUUGCUUUAAUAACUCUACUUCUUCCCU
Messenger RNA from Rubroshorea leprosula, 713 nucleotides. NCBI's taxonomy places the organism in Eukaryota, Viridiplantae, Streptophyta, Magnoliopsida, Malvales, Dipterocarpaceae. The record is from the annotation of a GenBank genome assembly.